This is a messenger RNA of Megalops cyprinoides (Indo-Pacific tarpon), 921 nucleotides long. RefSeq names its product G1/S-specific cyclin-D2-like. The transcript has 4 exons. Gene Ontology annotation, molecular function: cyclin-dependent protein serine/threonine kinase regulator activity. Gene Ontology annotation, cellular component: cytoplasm; cyclin-dependent protein kinase holoenzyme complex; nucleus. NCBI's taxonomy places the organism in Eukaryota, Metazoa, Chordata, Actinopteri, Elopiformes, Megalopidae. The coding region runs from base 1 to 921 and encodes 306 amino acids. Gene Ontology annotation, biological process: regulation of cyclin-dependent protein serine/threonine kinase activity; mitotic cell cycle phase transition; positive regulation of G1/S transition of mitotic cell cycle. The record is from RefSeq and is a predicted model, not a curated record.
AUGUCCAUGUCCCUUUGGUGUGAGGAGGACAGCAGGGGCCCCCAGGAGCCUCAACUAAGAGCGCCGUGGGACCCCAAUGCAUCCGGGGCACGUGUGAUUAGCAGGCUACUGCAGUCAGAGGAGAGGUACUUGCCCUCACCACUCUACGUCUCUGUCAUUCAAAGAGAGCCGCAAAGGAGGGACGCGCUGGCCAAAUGGGCACUGGAGGUGUGCUGUGAGAGCGGCUGUGAAGAGUCAGUUUUCCCCCUGUCUGUCUCUCUGCUGGAUCUCUUCCUGUCUGCCUCGUUGUCCCUGCCUGUCUCCCCGCUCUGCCUGUCCGCGGCUUGCAUUCUUAUUGCCUCUAAAGUGGCUGGGAGUGAGCCGGUCAGCACAGACUCACUGUGUGCUGCGGCCAGCUUCAGCUUCCUGCCCAAAAAUCUCAGGGACAUGGAGCGUAUUGUCCUGGCAACCCUCCGAUGGGAUGUUGCCGUGGUAACCCCACAUGACUUCCUCCCACACUUCUUGUCUGCACUGGGGGAGAGGGAAAAGGACAGAGAGACAGAUAGAGACCCUGAAGUGUUCUUAUCAACUCUACGUCGUCAUAGUGACACCCUGGUUGCCAUGUGUGUUUGUGACUCCCGUUUCCUGGGAACUCCCCCAUCCCUGGUUGCGGCAGCAUCACUGAGUUCUGCCCUUUGUGGCCUGGGCAACAGGGGUUCUCAGCUGAGUCACAUGACCACCACGCUGGCUACACUUUGUCAGACUGACUUGGGCGUGCUGCAAUACUACACUGAGCUGAUAGAGGGGGCCCUCACAGAGCGUCUGAGAAAUGGACCGACAGGAAGUGGACUGUAUCCAGGAGGGAAUAAGGAUGAAGCUUUAGAGGAAAAUGACACAGAGAGAGCCGGUACACCAACCGAUCUGAGAGAGAUCGAUUUCUGA